Messenger RNA from Pyrus x bretschneideri (Chinese white pear), 1524 nucleotides. RefSeq names its product delta(12)-fatty-acid desaturase FAD2-like. The transcript is spliced from 2 exons. Gene Ontology annotation, biological process: lipid metabolic process. The record is from RefSeq and is a predicted model, not a curated record. Bases 16 to 1326 code for a protein of 436 amino acids. Lineage: Eukaryota; Viridiplantae; Streptophyta; Magnoliopsida; Rosales; Rosaceae. Gene Ontology annotation, molecular function: oxidoreductase activity, acting on paired donors, with oxidation of a pair of donors resulting in the reduction of molecular oxygen to two molecules of water.
UGUAUUUACUAAAUUAUGGAUGGAAAACCCUUUGUCCGUAGGUUUCCACUGGUUAAUGGAAGCGGCACUAACUUAUGUCAAAUUUUGUUUGGGGUUGUAAUUGCUCCCAUAGCUGUAUAUGUUGGAUUUUUUUGGAUGUCCCUCUGGCCUGUCAACGUUUGUUUUGAUUUCAGAAUAAUGGGGGCCGGUGGAAAUAUGACUGCACCCCGUGCGCGUAAAAUUGCUGAAGCUGACACCGUCAAGCGAGUUCCGUACGCUAAGCCUCCGUUCAGCCUCGGCGAGGUCAAGAAAGCCAUCCCACCUCAUUGUUUUCAGCGCUCUGUCAUCCGCUCCUUCUCCUAUGUCUUUUACGACCUCGCCAUUGUUUCUAUCCUUUACUACAUUGCUUCCACCUACAUCCAGAACCUCUCUCAACCUCUCUCCUUCUUGGCGUGGCCUAUUUAUUUUUAUGUUCAGGGCUGUGUUUGCACCGGUGUUUGGGUCAUAGCACACGAGUGCGGUCACCAUGCUUUCAGUGAUUACCAGUGGCUGGAUGACACUGUUGGUCUGAUCCUCCACUCUUGCCUUCUUGUCCCAUACUUCUCAUGGAAGUAUAGCCAUCGCCGCCACCAUUCCAACACAGGUUCCCUUGAGCGGGAUGAAGUCUUUGUCCCCAAGCAAAAGUCUGCAAUAGGGUGGUGGGCAAAAUAUCUCAACAACCCACCAGGCAGAUUCCUCACUCUCGCCGUCCAACUCACUCUAGGCUGGCCUCUGUAUCUGGCAUUCAAUGUUUCCGGAAGGCCCUACAAGGGAUUUGCUUGCCACUAUCAUCCAUAUGGCCCGAUCUUCUCUGAUCGCGAACGAUUGCAGAUAUUUGUGUCUGAUAUUGGUGUCCUUGCUGUCUUCUAUGGGCUUUACCGUCUUGCUGUUGCAAAGGGACUUGCUUGGGUUAUAUGCUUCUACGGAGGUCCUCUAAUGGUAGUGAACGGAUAUUUGGUGUUGAUCACAUACUUGCAGCACACUCACCCCGCACUGCCACACUAUGAUUCCUCCGAAUGGGACUGGUUCAGGGGAGCUUUGGCCACCGUUGACAGAGACUACGGAAUCCUGAACAAGGUUUUCCACAACAUCACGGACACUCACGUUGCUCACCAUUUAUUCUCAACCAUGCCGCACUAUCACGCAAUGGAGGCGACCAAGGCGAUCAAGCCGAUCUUGGGCGAGUACUAUCAGUUCGACGGGACUCCGGUUCACAAGGCAAUGUUUAGGGAGGUGAAGGAGUGUAUCUACGUUGAGCCCGACGAGGGUGACGAGAAAGGCGUCUUCUGGUACAAUAAUAAGCUGUGAAGUGCUGGCGAGUACUAUCAGUUCGACGGGACUCCGGUUCACAAGGCAAUGUUCAGGGAGGUGAAGGAGUGUAGCUACGUUGAGCCCGACGAGGGUGACGAGAAAGGUGUCUUCUGGUACAAUAAUAAGCUUUGAAGUGCUUAUGUUGAAGGUGUCUACAAGAAUAAUUUUAUAUCAAUAUAAGUGCUUUUUCAAUAA